AUGGCCGCCGUCAACCCCAACGAGCCCUCCCAACCCUCCCAAGACAUAGCAUACAACACAGCAGGCAACCCAGCCUCGAAAGAACCCGCAGAAAAGGCAACUUCACAGGCACAAGCCAACAGCAAUGCACCACAUGUCGACCAACGCAUCCCCUCCAAACAAACAACCACGAUAGACGAAGCAACCCCCACCUCCAUGGCCCGCGGCGUGCGCGGCAAAGGCGCUUCCGAAGACACGAGCCAACUCACCGAUCAAGAGCAAGGCAAGAGUGCGGACGUCAAUGCCGAACAAAUGGCCGGCUACGGCGAGGGACGAGUCGCAGAAGCCGUAGAUAAGCAGUCGGGAGCUGGUGGUGGGGAGCCAGGGCUCGAGACGGAUCUGGACCGCAAGAAGGCGGAGCAGGCGCCGGCGAGGGAGAAGAUGAAGCAGGAGGAGAAGAAGGAGGUGGAUGUGGGUGGAGUGUUGGGGCAGAGAGGGGGGCCCGCGAAUCCGGUUGAUAAGGAGGGUUAUCCUAAUAAGAGUGCGUGA
This is a messenger RNA of Saxophila tyrrhenica, 528 nucleotides long. RefSeq lists its product as uncharacterized. Lineage: Eukaryota; Fungi; Ascomycota; Dothideomycetes; Mycosphaerellales; Extremaceae. The record is from RefSeq and is a predicted model, not a curated record. The coding region runs from base 1 to 528 and encodes 175 amino acids. The transcript has 2 exons.